Messenger RNA from Medicago truncatula (barrel medic), 2059 nucleotides. RefSeq names its product probable serine/threonine-protein kinase PBL7. The transcript has 6 exons. The record is from RefSeq and is a predicted model, not a curated record. Bases 309 to 1529 code for a protein of 406 amino acids. NCBI's taxonomy places the organism in Eukaryota, Viridiplantae, Streptophyta, Magnoliopsida, Fabales, Fabaceae. Gene Ontology annotation, biological process: protein phosphorylation. Gene Ontology annotation, molecular function: ATP binding; protein kinase activity.
AUCCAGUGAUUUUCAACUACAUCAAACCAAAUGAUGUUGUGGCGUUUUUCCGACAAAAAACAAACCAAUCACUAAAUUUUUUCCUUAAAUAAAAAUCAAAUCAAAUUCUUACUAUUAACAAUAAAUAAAUAAACAACCUUAGACCAAUUCAAAGUGACACAGUCACACGAUUUGAAAAUAACAUCAUCAAGUGAGAGAAGAAAAAUAAAAACGAUUCCUUUUUGUCUGAAAUUUAAGUGAUCUGUUAUUUUUUUUCAAUCUUCAACGACCCAUUUGGUUAAUUGUUUCAAAAACAAGAGAAAAUCCAAAUGGGUUGGAUUCCAUGUUCUGGAGGUUCUAAUACUAAGAAGAAAAAGAUAAAGAAGAAGAAAUUGGAGGAAGUGCAGGAUAUGCGUGAUGCUCCGAUCAAAGUUGUAUCUCAGCCUCAAGGAAUCGCCAAACAUAAUAUGUUAUCAACAUAUACAAGUAGAGUGACGACAUUACCAUAUUGGAAAUUGAAGAAGAAUUCAUCUAUGAAUUCCAGAAAUUCCUCCAAAAAUGGAGACUCUGAACACAUUGCCGCACAAACAUUCCCUUUCCGUGAGUUAGCAACCGCUACUAGAAAUUUUAGAGCAGACUGUCUUCUGGGUGAGGGAGGCUUUGGCAGAGUAUACAAAGGGCAUUUAGAAUCUAGUAAUCAGACUGUUGCAAUCAAGCAACUUGACCGAAAUGGGCUACAAGGGAAUAGAGAAUUCCUUGUUGAAGUGUUGAUGUUAAGUCUUCUUCACCACCCUAACCUUGUCAACCUGAUUGGUUACUGUGCUGAUGGUGAUCAAAGGCUUCUAGUUUAUGAAUAUAUGCCAUUAGGAUCCUUGGAAGACCACUUACAUGAUAUUUCUCCUGGCAAGAAACGACUUGACUGGAGCACAAGAAUGAAAAUAGCUGCCGGGGCAGCAAAAGGGUUGGAAUAUCUACAUGACAAAGCUAACCCUCCGGUCAUAUACCGAGAUUUAAAGUGCUCUAACAUUUUGCUUGGUGAAGGGUAUCAUCCUAAGCUAUCUGAUUUUGGUUUGGCUAAAGUUGGUCCUGUGGGCGAAAACACUCAUGUAUCAACAAGGGUUAUGGGAACCUAUGGAUAUUGUGCUCCAGAGUAUGCAAUGACAGGUCAACUGACUCUGAAAUCAGAUGUUUAUAGUUUUGGUGUAGUUCUUCUGGAAAUAAUUACGGGAAGGAAAGCUAUCGACAAUUCAAAAUGUGCGGCAGAGCAGAAUCUUGUUGCAUGGGCUAGACCCCUGUUUAAAGAUCGAAGAAAAUUCACACAAAUGGCUGAUCCAAUGCUCCAAGGUCAAUAUCCUUCAAGAGGGAUAUACCAAGCCCUUGCCGUUGCAGCAAUGUGUGUUCAGGAACAGGCAAAUAUGCGUCCAGUUAUAGCUGAUGUGGUGACAGCUCUGAGUUACCUUGCUUCACAGAGAUAUGAGCCCAAUACACAGACGGUUCAAAGCUCUCGCCUCGGUCCUGGUACUCCUCCUCGAACCAGGAGGGGAGUUUGAUAGUCUGGUGCAAUUUUCACAUAUCUUACAAUACACUCCAAGAUAUAUAGGCUAUAUAGAUGUUAAUACUAUAUGUGUUAUUAUGGUGUUACUGUCUCAGUUCAUAGCAUAGUUUAAAUAUCUUGUGAAAUUUUGUUUCUUAUGGUACGCAUAAUUGAUCCUAUUUUCAUUUGGGCAGAAGAUAGUAUUUCCUCACUCUUCCAUAAAUUUCUACCAAGUGUUCCAUGCAUCUAGGCAAUGGUUCUUUGUCCUGGUUGCUAUGUAGUUAUGAAGCUCUAUGGAAAUAUAGCUUUUUCAAUCACACAAGAUAGCAUGCUGUGUUAUGACUUGCUUUCAUAUUAUUUGGAAGUUAAUCUGGCUGUUUACCGAUUUUCGAUGUAACUUGUAAUUGCUCAUGAAAUGAAACACAUUUUUUAUAGCAUGAUUCUUGAUCGAGAGAAUUAUUGCAUUGGCACUGUUAUGAUAGAGAAUUAUUGCAUUGGCGAUGUAACUUGUAAUUGCUCAUGAAAUGAAACACAUUUUUUAUAGCA